Messenger RNA from Anarrhichthys ocellatus (wolf-eel), 1837 nucleotides. RefSeq names its product solute carrier family 19 member 3a (gene slc19a3a). The record is from RefSeq and is a predicted model, not a curated record. The transcript is spliced from 7 exons. Gene Ontology annotation, cellular component: plasma membrane. Lineage: Eukaryota; Metazoa; Chordata; Actinopteri; Perciformes; Anarhichadidae. Gene Ontology annotation, molecular function: vitamin transmembrane transporter activity. The coding region runs from base 149 to 1663 and encodes 504 amino acids. Gene Ontology annotation, biological process: vitamin transport; transmembrane transport.
UGCUGCUCUUUGACCGGGUUGCUGAUUGACCAAACAAGCUCAAUACUUAGACAACCACAAGGGUUUCCGUCAACUAGGCAAGACGGGAAGAGUAGCGCGCAGAGGAACAUAUAGAUACAUACACACCUGAGACAAAGAACGGCAGAAGAUGGAGGCAGUGAGGAGAUGGAGGACAGACUGGAGGUAUCCCACUACUUUGCUGUGCAUUUACGGAUUCUUCAGCACAGUUAAACCCCUGGAGCCUUUCCUUAUCCUAUAUUUGACAGGACCAGACAAGAAUCUGACAACAGAACAGGUAAACAAUCAAAUUUUCCCGGUGUGGACGUACUCGUACCUAUCUGUGCUGGUGCCGGUGUUCCUGCUGACUGACUGGCUGCGUUACAAGCCUGUGGUGGUGUUCCAGUGCGUCACCCUCUUCAUCACCACAGCGAUGCUACUCUGGCUGAAAAGUGUACCAGCCAUGCAGGCCAUGCAGUUCUUCUACGGGGUGGUGACAGCCAGCGAGGUGGCCUACUUCUCUUACAUCUACAGUGUUGUGGAUCUGAAGAGGUAUCGGAAGGCCACCUCUUACAGCCGCAGUGUCCAGCUCCUGGGGUACACAGUGGGCUCUGUGCUGGGCCAGCUGCUCAUCAGCUUCGAACUCAUGUCAUUUAACAACAUCUUGAUGCUUACUCUGGUCCUCACUGCCGUCGCUCUUCUCGUGUCCUGCUUCCUGCCAAUGCCACAGCAGAGCAUGUUCUUUCACCGCAGACGUACUGGACAGAAAAUAGCAACGGGGGGAACAAAGAGGCACGUGUAUGGGACUGGGGAUGCAACAGAACACACAAGCAGAGCAAAAGCAUCACUGGAAAACAUGAGAGAUGAGAAGGUGGAGAAAGAGGAAACAGAGGAUGAAGCAACACCAGGACCGGAUGAGAAAGGGCCCAAGGCUGAGGACCUUGAGGAGUCAGUUGGCGCAGAGAGCUGCAGCCAAGUCCUCCUCCAGCUGUGGAGGGACUUCCUCCAGUGCUAUUCCUCCAGACAGCUCCUCUACUGGUCAGUGUGGUGGGCAAUGGCCACCUGCGGCUAUAACCAGACUGUCAACUACGUUCAGGUGCUGUGGGAGCAUGUGCAGCCUUCUCAGAACUUCAGCAUCUACAAUGGAGGCGUGGAGGCAGUGUCCAACCUGUUGGGUGCAGCAACAGCGUACGGUAUAGGCUUCACUGAGGUGAGAUGGGACCAGUGGGGAGAGCUGGCCCUGGGUGGUUUCUCUGGACUUGGGGCAGCAGCACUCUUCCUCAUGACCUUCACCGGCAACAUCUGGGUCUGCUACAGUGGUUAUGUCAUUUUCAAGUGCCUGUACAUGCUGCUGAUAACAAUAGCCAUGUACCAGAUUGCGGCUGACCUGUCAAUGGAAAGAUAUGCCCUGGUCUUCGGCGCAAACAACUUUGGAGCCUUGGCUCUACAGACGAUCAUCACUUCUGUUGUGGUCGACAGUGGCGGACUGGGCCUCGGCAUCAUUCCUCAGUUCACCAUAUACGCCAGCUACUUCUCACUCAUAGCGGUUGUUUUUUCACUUCGGGGACUGUUUACCAUUUGGAGAAUGCAGAGAAGCAACAAGUCCCACGAGUCCGCCCCUCCGGUCAAACAAGAACCUCCAGACUCUGAGGAACACAGAUUCUAAAUACGACUACCAGCUGAGAUAAUCACUUGUGCUUUUGGUCUCCACUGUGUCAGUGAACACACUUCGAUAUAAAAGCACAAAAGCUUCAAAUUACUGACUGCAACACCACGAAUAUAAAUCUUUUUUUCUUUAAUAUAUACAAAACAAAUAUACAAGAUUUUCCAUACAUCAAUA